Messenger RNA from Paracoccidioides brasiliensis Pb18, 924 nucleotides. RefSeq lists its product as uncharacterized. The coding region runs from base 1 to 924 and encodes 307 amino acids. Gene Ontology annotation, molecular function: oxidoreductase activity. The record is from RefSeq and is a predicted model, not a curated record. The transcript is spliced from 4 exons.
AUGUCCAGCACUAUCAAGAAUGUUAUUGUGGUGCCAGCAAGCGGGCUCGUAGGGAAGGCUGUAGUUGCUGCCCUCCUCGAGUCCCCAUAUGGGUAUUCCGUCUCAGCUCUCACACGAGAGGAGUCCAGCUACACUCCACCAGCCGGCGUGACUCACCUCAGAAGCGACUACUCACAUGAGUCCCUCGUCAAGGCACUUAAGGGACAAGACGCAGUGGUAUCAGCCGCCGCAAGUGGGACUAUCCCUCUGCAGAUCAAGGUAAUCGACGCUGCAAUCGAGGCGUGUGUCAGGAGAUUCGUUGCGAGCGAUUAUGGUAGCGAUACAAGAAAUAAGCACUCGCAUGCACGCGUGCCGUUCUUUGCUGCGAAACAUCAGAUUCAAGAAUAUCUAAAGGAGAAAGAGGGCCAGAUUGAAUGGACUAGUCUCUUCACAGGGCCUUUUUUGGACGGAGGCAUCAAAUCCGGUUUCCUCGGCUACGACCUCGCUAACAAAACCGCCACUCUCUGGGACGAGAAAUACAAAGAUGCAACCUUCACAGGCACCCGCUUAUCCCUCAUCGCCAAAGCCGUCGUCCAAUCCCUCUCCCCCUCUAUUGCCGACAAGACAGCCAACAAAGUCCUCCCCAUCGCCGAUGCUGCCGUGACUCCCUCAACGUUACUCGCUGCCCUUGAAAAGGCGACUGGUUCAACAUGGACGCGGAAGAAUGUCGACUUCGAUGAGCUGACGAAGAAAGGGCUUGAAAAUGUCGCAAGGGGGGAUUUUAGCCUGGUGGGUGUGCUGAUUGUGGGGAACCUUUUGGAUGUCCAGUCUGAGAAUGAUUUUGAGGCGAGGGGGAUUUUGGAGAAUGAGUUAUUGGGGAUUGAAGGGAUUGGGUUGCAGAAGGUUGUUAAUGAGGUUGUUGCGGAGUUUAAUGCUGUGGAAUAG